This is a messenger RNA of Soboliphyme baturini, 96 nucleotides long. The record is from the annotation of a GenBank genome assembly. NCBI's taxonomy places the organism in Eukaryota, Metazoa, Nematoda, Enoplea, Dioctophymatida, Soboliphymatidae.
AUGAUCUGUUUUCGAAAGACGGAUCGUUGCUCAUGGCUGCGACUGAAUUGUGCUGGCUCACGUUUGAGUGCUCUGUGGUCAACGCAGAGCAGUUAA